Messenger RNA from Saccostrea cuccullata (small rock oyster), 410 nucleotides. RefSeq names its product perlucin-like. The transcript is spliced from 4 exons. Bases 1 to 366 code for a protein of 121 amino acids. The record is from RefSeq and is a predicted model, not a curated record. Lineage: Eukaryota; Metazoa; Mollusca; Bivalvia; Ostreida; Ostreidae.
AUGAUACGUGUUGGCAAAAAGAACCAGUGUCGGGGAUUACAAGCAUAUUUGGUGACGGAUGAUAAUCCAGAGAAGCACAACUUUCUCUCCAAAAUUACCAGUGUUCUCCAUUCCUUAAGACAGAGCGCCUUUUGGAUAGGUGCUAGCGACUACACUAUAGAGGGGUCAUUCCGUUGGCUGGAGACUGGAUUCCCUAUAGGGAAUUUUUCAGCGUGGGGCGCUGGAAAACCCACCAGGAAUAUCACAAACAACUGCGUGCGCAUGUUUUACCAGGGAGACCAGUUUAAAUGGGAGGACUACAACUGUAACGACCGGACAACGUAUUUCAUUUGUGAGAAACAAGCUCAAACAGCCGUAGUGCAAUGAUCCGGUGAAUUGGUCGAAAUAUCUCAAUAAAGGAAAUAUAUAUG